Xenopus laevis (African clawed frog) is the source of this 2745-nucleotide messenger RNA. It is a transcript of the gene ppp1r3d.L, whose product is annotated as protein phosphatase 1 regulatory subunit 3D L homeolog. NCBI's taxonomy places the organism in Eukaryota, Metazoa, Chordata, Amphibia, Anura, Pipidae. The transcript has a single exon. The record is from RefSeq and is a predicted model, not a curated record. Gene Ontology annotation, molecular function: protein phosphatase 1 binding; glycogen binding. Gene Ontology annotation, biological process: regulation of glycogen biosynthetic process. Gene Ontology annotation, cellular component: protein phosphatase type 1 complex. The coding region runs from base 715 to 1611 and encodes 298 amino acids.
ACAGGCAGAUGGUGUGGAGUCCAAGCGCUGUCAUCCCUUUUUUGGCAUGAAACCCCUAUGCCAGUCUAAGUUUGUGUGUGUUUUUAUGCCACUCACACUGAUGUGACUAGGUUUGAUAGUAUCAGCCUCUGACAUAUGCACAGUGAUUCCCAAGUAGAAUUACCCACAAAUUGGUUUCCUCUCUCUCUAUAGCACUGCAAGUCCAGAACUGAAUGACUGAGAGGAGUCUUGGCCAAUCAGAAGAAUGGGUGUUCUGGUCCUUGCUGCUGACAGCGAAUGAUAGCAGAGGAAACCCUUUUGUAUUGGCUUUAUAGCAGACACCGAGGCAGAGGGCAGUGUGGGGGAAGCUGUGGGUCUCCCAGCUAAAGAAAACGUGCAUCUAUAAGCUCUCUGUCCAACAAUGUUCAUCCACGUGAUCCACGAGAUUGUGCCAGGCUGGUGCACAGGUUCUGAUUGUUCUGUUUGCAGUGCACAAUGGGAGUGGUUACAGGCAGCAGCAGAAGAUUAUCACUGGAAGUAGUGCCUCCCACGGACUCCUGUCGGUGACCCCGGAAUUAUAAUCGUAAUCUUCCUGCAUUGCUAAUGAGUGGUUAAGAAGACUUUGGAGUUCAGUGAAUUCAAACCAAGGCCAGGCAAAUGAGGCUGCUGCAGACAAGCCAUUGAAAAGCAAGAGUUGGAAUAAGAGUGCAAUCAGAGAAGCCUUCCUGUACUAACAUGUCUUACAGGCUCCCUCCAUUCAUAAUGCCGCAGAGCUAUAAGCAGAAAGUGGAGCUCAGUAUCCCUCGGAGCCCGAGUUACAUUAAUAACCUGUACCAGAAUGCACAGCUGGCACAGGGAUUUGGGGGACCAGGUACAAAAUUCACACGGCCCGCUGAAGGAUCCAAUCGGCUGCCUCGAGCCCAGAGCAAGGUAAACCAUGGCUGCGACCCAGAAGUGAGACCUAUUAUGCGGCGAAGAACCAAAUCUCUGCCCAGUUCGCCCGAAAGAAAGCGUGCCAUAAGAUGCCAGCCCAAAUGCCAUAAAGUCAGAUUUGCAGAUUCUCUUGGUUUGGAGUUGGCAGAGGUUAAAGUCUUCAGUUCUGCAGAUGAUCCUUCCAUCCCACUGCAUGUCCUCUCCAGACUAUCCAUAAACUCAGACCUGUGCUGCAGUCAAGAGCUGCAAGUCCCCAUCCAGUACUUGGAGCCUGAUUUCCAACAGCCGAAAGAUAGCGGGGAUUUCCUGGAUCGGCUGCAGCAACAGUGUGUUUGUUUGGAGCGAGUAGCAAGUUCAGAGGAGAAGGGCAUUUCUGGAACAGUGUGGAUUGUCAAUCUGGCCUUUGAGAAAUGUGUUACAGUCCGGUAUACAUUCACCAACUGGAAAAACUAUUACGAGGCCAAGGCAGCGUGGAAGAACAGUGCAGAGAAAAGUGGCUGGGAUGUAUUCACUUUUGCCAUUCCUAUACCCCCUUUCCUCCACCAUAUUUGCUCAGUGAUACAGUUUGCCAUCAGGUAUCAGGUCGCUGGCGAGGAGUACUGGGAUAACAACCAAGGCAAGAACUACACGUUCACGUACAGAAGCCAUACUCUCCGAAUGCCAAAGGACAGUGAGCAGAGCUGGAUUCACUUCAUCUGAUCAGACUGAUGCACAAAUGAACAUCACAGGGGCUGCUGUCCUAUUACAGUUUCAUUAGCAGAUAAUCAAAGGGGGUCAGGAAUGUUUGGUAUGGAUGGAAACUAGACUGAGUCAAUGAUCUUUUAAUGCAAAGGGGGCAAGUUAUAUAUAGUGUUGGGGAAAAAUCCAAAGACCAGAGAUCAUUUGAGGUGAAAGGCUACAAAGGCCUGGAGUAAGGAAUGGAAUCUUGAAUUACAGGAAGAAUAGCCAAUCUGAAUUGAUAGGGUCCCCAUCUGUAUGGGGGGAAAUUAUACAAAUCAGGCAUGUCCAUUUUGUGGCCCCUGAUCUUUUAAUGCAAAUGGAGCAAGUUGUACUUCAGUCAACGGUUCACAGGGCUGGAGUAUGAAGAGGACUACUGAAUUACUGGAAAAUUACAGGAAAAUCAAUCAAUAAUCUGUGUACAAGAUGUGCAAAUAGUGGCCCUCAACCUGUUGUUGCACUAACUUAGACCUUCCUGCCAACAGUUGAAGGCUGAUGGAGGAUUCUGGGAGUUGCAUCUUAAGAACAGCUGAGAGUUUGCAAGCUGGACUUAAUAUCAAUAAUGUAUGUCCUGCACAUGGUACAUGCUCUCUCUCUUACCUUGAAAAUGUUUUGAUGCAGAAGUGGUCUUUCCUGGGAUCAAGUGCAAGGGGACACAAGCUCCUCUUAUUUAAUUACUGACAGCAGGACUGUCAUCCGGGGGGGGGUGGAGGUUGUUCUAGGGUAAUUCAAUUAGUAGCCUGUGGCUAAGGGAGGGCUGCAAGAGAGACAAAGGAAUGAUUUGUGGGUCUCAAAUCAUUUGCAUGAUCAGGUUGGUUUGGGGGUAUCUCAGGCUCAGUUCUACUUGUUGACAGGGCCGAUCAACCUUGGGGGCAAUGGUACAUUUAAAUUUUGGGUGAUUUGCAUUUUGGGUGAUUUGAACAUAUUUCUUCUCACUAAAAACAUGGUAUCAGAAUGCCUGGUGCCCCUUUAUGUGAAAAUACCAUGAUUCUCAGCUUGAAAGGGCUCAGAAGGCAAAAUACCCAAACUUGUUGCACGUGCGAUUGGCCUUAAAGGAGAAGGAACAGCUUUGUCCACUUGGGGGUGCCAAAUGUUAGGAACCCCAAGUGAUUGUAU